Molecule: messenger RNA, 816 nt
Organism: Maniola jurtina (meadow brown)
Lineage: Eukaryota; Metazoa; Arthropoda; Insecta; Lepidoptera; Nymphalidae
Gene: CPR40
Product: larval cuticle protein LCP-30-like
Exons: 3
Coding region: 168-770 (200 amino acids)
Cellular component (GO): chitin-based extracellular matrix
Molecular function (GO): structural constituent of chitin-based larval cuticle
Source: RefSeq, a predicted model, not a curated record
CUUAGCAAAUAAAAAAUAAAUGACUUUUUCUACUUAUUGGGCGCCCCGGUCUAAUUCUUGCGAUAAAACUCCCAAAUAAGAAUUUUGAUGAUUGUAUAAAAUCGACUGAUGGGACGACUAGGCCAUCAUUGUCUUUUUAGUUUGUAAUCACACAAGGUCUAGGUAAAAUGAAGUCGAUAUUGAUCGCAUGUUUGGCUAUCGGUCUUUUAGACGCAGUGAGAUCAGAAGACGAUGGUAAAUAUCGACCGGAGCUUUAUGGUGACAAAAGUGGUAGAUACGAUGCUUCCUACGACGGAGGAUACUAUAAUUACAACAACCAAGCAACAAGAAAUGCAGUGUAUCCUAACUACUACCAGCAGUACAAGCAACAGUAUUAUAACUCUUAUAAACCAUAUCAAGAGCUUGUUGCCCCGUUAGUUACCGCAAGGGCUAGCAGUGUGGUCCCGGUGGCUGUUACUUCAACUGCUGCUCCGAAAGUGGCUCCAACUGCUCAAUACGCUUACACAAAAAAUUACGGCAACGAAGGCUAUGCUAGAAUUAUCGAACAAGAAAACGACAUUAAUGAAAACACCUACCAGUACAAAUACCGAACUGAGAAUGGAAUAAGUGCAGGGGAAAGCGGAGUAGUUGAUGCAGGGAAUCCCCAAGGAGGCACUAGGGUUCAAGGCUUCUACGAAUAUAUCGGGGACGACGGUUUAACAUACAGAGUUGACUAUGUAGCUGACGAAAAUGGAUUCCGUGCCAGUGGCGCCCACUUACCAAAAGCUUAGUUAAUAGAUACUAAUAAAUUUCGACCCACAAUAAAAUCGAUUUCGC